Messenger RNA from Anoplopoma fimbria (sablefish), 4901 nucleotides. It is a transcript of the gene ttbk1a, whose product is annotated as tau tubulin kinase 1a. The record is from RefSeq and is a predicted model, not a curated record. Gene Ontology annotation, molecular function: ATP binding; protein serine/threonine kinase activity. Gene Ontology annotation, cellular component: cytoplasm; nucleus. Lineage: Eukaryota; Metazoa; Chordata; Actinopteri; Perciformes; Anoplopomatidae. Gene Ontology annotation, biological process: signal transduction; peptidyl-tyrosine phosphorylation; peptidyl-serine phosphorylation. The transcript is spliced from 16 exons. Bases 106 to 3909 code for a protein of 1267 amino acids.
GAGGGAGUGGAGGAGGAGGAUCCUGCUCGGCUCCGGACAGAAAACAACAUUCAGAUAAAUGGCUCUUUUAAGCUGGGAGCUGCUCGUGUUCUGUCUGGCUGGCAGAUGCAGUGCCUAGUCCCCGGCCUCCAGGACAACGCCAACAUGAACGGGACGUCCGAGCAGGCCGACAUCCUGCCGCCGAACUGCAUGGUCAAAGACCGAUGGAAAGUGCUGAAGAAGAUCGGGGGAGGCGGGUUCGGGGAGAUCUACGAGGCCUUGGACCUGCUGACGCGGGAGAACGUGGCGCUGAAGGUGGAGUCAGCUCAGCAGCCCAAACAGGUGCUGAAGAUGGAGGUGGCGGUGCUGAAGAAGCUGCAGGGUAAAAACCAUGUCUGUAAGUUUAUUGGCUGCGGGAGGAACGACAAAUUCAACUACGUGGUCAUGCAGCUUCAGGGGCGUAACCUGGCCGACCUGAGGAGGAGUCAGCCCAGAGGGACCUUCACCAUGAGCACCACCCUGCGGCUCGGGAAGCAGAUCCUGGAGUCCAUCGAAGCCAUCCACUCAGUGGGCUUCCUGCACCGAGACAUCAAACCGUCAAACUUUGCGAUGGGCCGGCUUCCCUCCACCUACAGGAAGUGCUACAUGCUGGACUUUGGUCUGGCGCGGCAGUACACCAACACCACCGGAGAGGUCCGACCGCCGAGGACUGUGGCAGGUUUCAGAGGGACGGUCCGCUACGCUUCAGUCAAUGCUCACAAAAACAAGGAAAUGGGUCGCCAUGAUGACCUGUGGUCAUUGUUUUACAUGUUGGUGGAGUUCGCCGUUGGACAGUUGCCAUGGCGAAAGAUCAAAGAUAAGGAACAAGUUGGUCAGAUUAAAGAGCGUUACGACCAUCGGAUGCUGCUCAAACAUAUGCCUUCAGAAUUUAAUAUCUUCCUGGACCACGUCCUGGCUCUGGACUACUACACCAAACCAGACUACCAGCUCUUGAUGUCGGUGUUUGAGAACAGCAUGAAGGAGCGAAUAAUCACCGAGAACGAGCCUUUUGAUUGGGAGAAAGGAGGUGGUGAUGUCACACUGUCAACCACUGCCACCACCCAACCACAGCACAACACCCGACCCACCGCCGCCAUGGUUGGAGCCAUCGUGACGCCGGUUCCUGGAGAUCUCGCACGAGAGAACACCGACGACGUUCUGCAGGACGAACAUCUCAGUGAUCAGGAGAACGCCCCCCCGGUCCCGCCCAGCCGCCCACCCGGGGAGACGGGCGUCAGCAACGCCGGGGAGCCCGGAGAAGCCUGGGAGGACACGGACUUCAACCGCAACAGACUCAGGAUCAGCCUGAACAAGGGGGCUCAGGAGGAGGAGGUGAGUCGGGGGGCGUGUCCUGGGUCGCCGAUUCGAGGUGGAGUCCCGGAGUCACCGACGGGUCAGGGUCGGUCCUUACGGUACCGACGGGUCAACAGCCCCGAAUCUGAACGUCUGUCUGCAGCUGAGGGCCGGGCCGACGCCUACGGACAGAGGUCCAGGAUGGAUAUCCUCGGCUCUCCGUCCCGUCACGUCUACUCCUCCCAGCCGGCUCAGAUGCUGUCCGUUGACCCCGGUUGCCGCGGCGACCGCCUAGCCAGUGGCCGGCAGGAGGUGUCGGUGGCGUCGGCCGACCAGGAGGCGCACAGCAACGCCUUCAUCCGGUCCGUCCCACUGGCCGAGGAGGAGGACUUUGACAGCAAAGAGUGGGUAAUCAUCGACAAAGAGACGGAGCUACGAGACUUCCAACCGACCACGUCAGGAACCACUGACGAGGAGCCCGAGGAGCUCCGCCCCCUGGAGGAGCAAGAGGAGAGGAGGAGGCUCAGGGCAGCAGGGGAGCUGGUGGUUCGUCCAAAGACCCACAACAGGGACAGCAGCCGAGGGAUGCUAACAUUAACGGAGGAGGAGGCGUCGAGGAGGAGCGGUGGGAGCCCCAUCCAGUCGCCCUGUCACUCGCUGCCGUCAGGACGCCCCCGCCGGAGAGAGUCAGAUCCCAUCGGACCUCAAAGACCGGUGAUGUCGCCCACGGAGCAGAGCAACCCGUCACCGCCAUCCCCUGACUACCGUACAAAGGGCGACGAGAAGGAGCAUUUCCACAUCCUCCCUCAGCUGCAGGUCAAGAGGGCCGACUUCCUCACCGUCAUGCUCACCGGUACUCUGCCUCAGCGCCGGAGCUUUGCCACAGCAGAACAAGAAGAAGUCCAAGAACCUCCGGGGCCGAGGGACGACGACGUCACGAAGAGCGAGUCCAACAGCGAGGCCAGUCAGAAGAGCACCGAACGCAGCCAGGACGCCGCGCCCUCAACACUCAUGGCCGAGGACCAGAGGGGCCAGAGGGAGCACGCAUCAGCCGCCGAUGCAGACCCUGACCUGGAGGACGCCUCCAAGACCCUGGUCCUCUUCUCACCUGGAGACACUCGCAAGUCUCCCUCUGGUGGCGAUCACGGUCUAGAGGGAGAGCUGGCCACACCGUGUGCUCUCUUUUCCCGCACCGACCGCCUCCUGGUCGGUGAGGCGAUUCAGCCCGAAGCCUCCGAAACCGGCCGCUUGUCCCCCGCUCUCAGGUCGGACCUGAGGCCGUCUACUCCCAUCGCUCCCGCAUCGCCACCCUUCACCAAAGUCGAGCGCACUUUCAUCCACAUCGCAGAGACGUCACACCUCAAUGUCAUGUCUUCCAACGGUCACUCUUCCAGGGACGAUCGGGAAGUCUUGGCGGUCAUGAAGGCGGCGGCUGUAGAGGACGACACCCAUGAUCAGGGCGGAGCACCAGAGACCCAAGAGUCUCCAGAGGAGCCAGAACUGCCAGAACAAACCGCGCCCGUUGACAAACACAUCAAAACUGAGAAUGGUCCGUCACCUGUUCCGGUCCAGUCUCUGGAGCCAGUCCAAGAAACCGUGUCACCAGUUCAUGAACACACAGAUCUGCCACAGGAGCCUAAGAAACAGCCGUUAUCCAGCGAAGAAGUUACAACCGGAUCAGAACUACCAGCCACCACGAAACCCAGAAUCCGAAGCCGAAUCCCGAUACUCAUCUCUGAAGAGGACUCGGGCUCAGAGCAGUCCUCUUCCAUCUCAGCUCGGGCUCGGCUCCAGCAGCGGGCCAGGCAGCUGGACUUGGCCCGCAUGCUGGUCCAGAAGCAGCAGGGUCGCUGGAUGAGGAGGAGGAUGCUGUCGGGGACGUCGUCAUCCAUGUCAUCCGGGGACGAAGAGCGUCGGAGGGUUUCUGAAACUCUGUCCACCGCCGGCUCGGAGGAGGACACGCAUACCUCGGACGAGUCCAAGAGGAGCUCCCGUCUCAAACCGACUGAAGAGCAAGGCUCCAAGGAGUGCCGGAGCAGGAUCCCCAGGCCUGUCACCCCCAUAAAGAGGCCGUCGGCGGGGCUUGCUGCUGCUGCUGCUGCUGCCACUGCCGCUGCCCCUGCCGCUGCUCCUUCUCCUUCUCCUCUCUCCUUGCCGGACUCCAGCACUACCAAAGGAGCAUCAUCCUCCACCAACGGGAAUCAGAAAAGUGGACAAAGCACUCAACGGAAAUCCAAACCUGUCGCACCCAGGUCCUCCUCCUCGUUUACCCGUCCGUCUGCCGGCCCGUCCGGCAGCCCUCGGAUGCCCCUGCGAGUCCUGUUUGGUACCCGACGCAGCCUUAGCUCCAACCACUGCAGGACUGACAGCCCCUCCCCUCAGAGAGCGUGUCCGUCCAGGCAGCCCCUCUCGGUUCGAACCCCGACCGUCCCCGUGCUACCGCCCAGGACUACGUCGACCAUGCGGCGCAGCGCCUCGCAGGAAGCCACCGCCCAGACCUCCUCCUCCGGCGCCGCGCCCACCAGGACCAGGCCCAAACCAGCCGGCGCGGCCAAGGGGAAGCCGAACUCCAAGGAGAAGGCGGUGCCCGCUAGAUAAUACAAAGAGACUCAUAAGCUGAGACAUGUUUGUGUAUAAUCAGUCUUCGGACAAGCUACGCCUCAAAGGUUCUCACCAUGACUCCAUAUUAGACUGUGAUCUUACAAUCACCUCCUUCAAUUCAUUUAAUGUACACAGACUUCUUAUUAUUUAUUUUCCAAGGACAGCUUGCUGAACUAUCUUCAUGGGCUUCCAGUAAUCUUGACUGACAGUCGUACAGGAGCGUUGCUGCCAUGGUGCUACGGAUACGUCUGCUGCUCCCCUUGUCCAAAACCCCCAAUUUUAAACUGGUUUCUGGAGCUGAGAAAAUCACGGCCUCCAACACGACCAGUUUCAGAAACUCUCACCUCACACAGUACUCCCAGCUUGUCCACAGCUAUGCUACUCCUCUAGUGACAGUACCCUGCUUGGUUGCAUGGUGACGUAUAUCACAAAUAACAUUGAAUCUGUAGAAGGGAAGAAAAAAAAACACGUACAAAAAUCUGUACCUUUAAAUUAUUUGACAUAGUUCUCCUCUUCCUAUUGGGAUAAACAGGCAAAAAAGAAGGACCAAAUUGGACUGGUUUGAAUGCCCGAAUAAUGUUAAUAUGAUAAUGGAUUCCUAACUAUAUCCUGUACUCAUUAUAGGCUUGGAUUAAAAGAAGAGCUGGAUGUGAACAAUAAAAAUAAAUCGCUUGGACGCUCGCCUCCUCCUCCUCAUGGUGUGACAAUGGGCAUGCUUUAAUCAUUCUAUUUUCUGGGUGUUUUUAUUUUUCUUUAUGCUCUGAAUUGUAUAUAAUAGAAUCAUUUCCCAUAAAAGACAUCUUUAUUUUUUAUCUUGCCAAGCAAAGUCUUUAAUCUUUCUGUUCCGAUGUGUUGGCGCUACACCUGUUUUUUUUAAACGCAUGAGAAAAAACAGGGUUAACCAUGAGAGGACAUUAUACCUGCUUGGAUUCUGCUGACAGUGCAAAGGUUCGCUGGUCGUUGGAGCCCAUGUUGUGUGUUUUGUAGGG